AAAGCAAAUUUCAAAGACUAUGUCACUUCGAGCUACAGCAAGGCCAAGUCAGCCCCCUCCACCACCCCCUCCGACAUAUAAGCUACUUCCUGACACUUCAGCAUUUCAACGACAGUCUCCUACUUUACAAGAUUUAUCGCCUUCAACCCUGCCACCCCUUCUAUAUACAAAUGAAAAUUUACCCCUUCCCCCUCCCCCACCACCACCAUUUAUGGACGAAGAGGAGCCAAUGCCUCCCCCGCCCCCACCUCCACCAUAUAUGGAACAAAUGAUUGCACCUCCUCCACCCCCACCAUUACCACCGCUAAUGGGAAAAUCUAAAAAUGAGUUUGAUGAUGAAAAAUCUUCGAACUGGGUUACUUCCUUAAAGAGUCUUCUUUCUGCUUCUCGUAAGCUGAAACCAACUCCAAAGCAACAACCUAAAGAUGACAAUAGAAGUAAAUUGUUACAAGAGAUCAAAGAAUUUGGCCAAGGAAAAUUACGUCCGGUAAAAAAGCCAUGGGAGGAAAAAAUAGAAGAGAAGCCUAUACCUGCUGCAAACAUUGAUGUACAUGCCCUUAUGGAAAAGAUGCUGAGCAUAAGUGAAAUGAUACCAAGUGAUGUGGAAGAUGAGGAGAAUAGUUCCGAUGAUGAUGAUUGGAAUUGA
Saccostrea echinata is the source of this 646-nucleotide messenger RNA. RefSeq names its product arp2/3 complex-activating protein rickA-like. The transcript is spliced from 2 exons. The record is from RefSeq and is a predicted model, not a curated record. NCBI's taxonomy places the organism in Eukaryota, Metazoa, Mollusca, Bivalvia, Ostreida, Ostreidae. Gene Ontology annotation, molecular function: actin binding. Bases 20 to 646 code for a protein of 208 amino acids.